Molecule: messenger RNA, 1740 nt
Organism: Danio aesculapii
Lineage: Eukaryota; Metazoa; Chordata; Actinopteri; Cypriniformes; Danionidae
Exons: 3
Coding region: 254-1012 (252 amino acids)
Source: RefSeq, a predicted model, not a curated record
CCAGGGGAAAAUACACGUAAGGAAGGAGGAGGAAGCGGCUGCGAUGUGCGCGCGACGUCUUCUGGUCAUGGGAGAAGUUUUUGGGACGCUUCGAUUUCUUAAGAUCGCUUCGGUUUUAAUUUAAUUUAUUUAGGAUACACGAACUGGGGAAAAUAAAUGAACGCCGGAGUUAUUCGUGAAAUUGUAGCCCAUCUGGCAAACGACAGCCACACCUUCAUCAUCAGUGGAACAGGUGCUCUACACAACUGUCCAGAUGGGUUGCAGUUGCUGUAGGAUGAUAAAAAGCUACAUCUAUGACCCCUCGGUUCCUGUAGAUGUUCCUGGCCGAAAGCGGGAUCCCACCAGCAGCUCUCUGUAUCAGUCCCACAGAUUUCCAGAAGAGGCGGACCAUGUCCAGAAGAAGCAGGGCUUCCACAACCUUGGAUACAGCACCCACCCCAGCCCAACCAAACUCGACAUUGACAACAACCACAUAAACCGGCUCCAUGCCAAUAUUCCAGGCGAGCAGAUCCGGUCAACCCCAGCAGAGGGAGACCCGAGACUUUACAUCCUCCAGCCCGGGGAUGAGGAGACACAGGUAAAAGCCAUUUCUAGCAUCUGCGCAGACCCACCAAUACAGAACGAGUCUAUGCUAGGAACAGAACCAGGCAAGCGAGAAGAGAGAUUCCGGGACUCUGGGCUGGGCGGCGGAGGGAUAACAGACGGGACAGAGGGUUCGGAUGGGUAUCCCUAUGGACAAGAGGAGGAAGAUGAGGACGGGAAGAGCAGGCUGGCCAGGACUCCGGACACUGGCGAUGAGGAAAGUGUGCUGUCUGUGGACAUUCACACCAGCAGUACAAGCCUCUCCUCAGCAGACACAAAGCUCAUGAUAGAGGACAGAGAAGAGCAAGAGCCCUCAAUUUUGACAAGAGGGCAGAAGAAAGAGCUUGACAGUUUGAGCAUCACAGACUCAAUGGUGGCCGAAGCUUUGGCCGCACUGGACGCAGCAACAGCAGGAGAGGAUUCUGAAUGAUGACCAGGUGACACUGCUUAAAGGGAACACUGGGUGUUAAGACUUGUAUGCCUUAAUAUAAUGUAAAUGAUGACUCUUUGUCAAAUAGUAGAGAAAAAACACGACACAUAUUUACGUUAUUUAAAAAAAAAUACACCUUUACUUUGGACCAUGGGUGAUUAUGUAAUUUUUGAUUAUGUAAUCUGCUUUCUCACCCUUUACCAGGGGUGUUGCUAGACCCAGCCCCAGUAAAAAUCGGCAGUGCCCCAGUAAAUGCUUUGAGAUAUGAUUUACUUUAUAUUCAAGUGUAUUUAUCAAGAGUGGUAAUGCCAGAAUAAAGACGUUAUUCUCUGUGUGCAACCGAACCAACGCUGCUGAAAGCAAUGUAGUUUAAUCAAAAAGCAAACUGAGCAUGUGCGCAGAAAAUAAAACAUACCUGCGCGCCUCAUGCACUGCUCCUGCUUGAUGCUGAUGCGCUGCUCUGCUUCCGGUCCGGUUGUGAACAUGCACAGCGAAAAAUAGUCGCGCCGCUCAUGCGUUGUGAAACCGGCGUAACAAUCUUUUAUGUGGAGGUGUCGGCACGCAGUGAGUUUUGCAAGUCGACAAAAUAAAGUUUAACUAAUAUGAUGGUGAUCUUAUUUAGACCAAGCAUGGCUCCUGAUUGAAUUUUUUAGUAUGAAGCGAAACAGAGGGUUGAUGAGUCAGGCAGGUAAGACUUGAUAAACCAUGAGUCGGAUCUAAAACACACA